Molecule: messenger RNA, 1449 nt
Organism: Eimeria tenella
Lineage: Eukaryota; Apicomplexa; Conoidasida; Eucoccidiorida; Eimeriidae
Product: mitochondrial carrier domain-containing protein, putative
Exons: 4
Coding region: 1-1449 (482 amino acids)
Biological process (GO): translation
Cellular component (GO): ribosome
Molecular function (GO): structural constituent of ribosome
Source: RefSeq, a predicted model, not a curated record
AUGUCCCCUCUGCUCUCCUGCUGCUUGGGCUCCAAAUCUUUACCUCCGCAACUUCGCCCACUACACAACUUUCCACUGGCGCCGCAGAAGGACCACUCAGAGGAAGCAGACGACGGCAGCGGCAGCGCGGGAGACGCUGCUGCUGCUACUGCUGCUGCUGCUGAGGCCCCAGCAGCUGCAGCAGCAGCAGAAGCAGGCACCUCGGAAGCCGAGUCAGCAGCAGCAGCUCUAGACGCACCCAAACCCGGCUCUCCAGAGCCAGAAGCCCCUGCUGUUGCAGCAGCAGCUUCGCAGCCCUCCUCCCCCACUGCAACCGCACCAGCAGCAGCAGCGGCAGCAGCAGCAGCAGCAGCUGCAAGUAGUGCCACGGCUGCAGAAGGCCGUCCAUCCCGGCAGCGUCGGUGCGGGCCUUCCCCAUGCGGAGUUGCUGCUGCUGCUGCUUCUGUUGCUGCGUCUCCCGCUGCAGCAGCCGCCGCCCCCUCCCCCGCAGCAGCAGCAGCAGCAGCAGCAACAGCAGCAGCGGGGCGCCCGCCCCGCCGCCCGCCGCCGGCCUGCCACUACCACUGCGGACUCUGCGCCUACACCCACUCCUCUUUUGCUGCUCUUAGGCUGCAUGCAAAAGCAGCACAUUCCAAUUAUAAGGAGGGGGGCCCCCCAACAGCACAAAUGGCAGCAGGGGCUGCAGCAGACACAAAUGCAGCGGACGGCGACAGACAGCCUUUCGAGCACCAGCAGCAGCAGCAGCAGCAGCAGCAGCAGCAGCAGCAGGUCCAGCAGCAGCAGCAGUGCCCAGGGGCCCCUCUGGGGGGUUAUUUGGGGGCACCAUCCAGGCAGCCAGCAGCAGGGGGCCCCCCUUUCAGCAAAUCCUCUUCAGCUCAGCAAGGCCCAGAAGGGACAGCAGCAGGGGCCCUGGGGGCCCCUGCAGCAGCAAAGGACUGCAGCAAGACAGGGGGCCCCACAGCAGGUCUUGGGGGGCCCCCAGUAGCUGCUGGGAGGCCCCCCAAAUCCUGGGGGCCCCCAAGUGGAGCAAAGCCUUGCAGCAGAUUGGCCCCCUUGAAGAGCUGCUUGAGCGUCGGCACGCGAGGGUCGCCUGCUGCAGCAGCAGCAGUAGCAGGGGGCGAGCAGCAGCAGCAAAUAGGGGAGCAGCAGCGGCAGCAGCAGCAGCAGCAGAGGCGGCGCGUUGCUUUUGGGUCGCAUGUUAGAGUGAGGCUGGUGGACAAGGAGCUGUCAACGAUGGAGCAGCUUGGCGCUUUGCUGGAUGUGCUGGAGCAGCAGGUGCUGCAGCAGGCAAUGCAGCAGGCAAUGCAGCAGCAGGUGCUGCAGCAGCAGGUGCUGCAGCAGCAGAUGCCGCAGCAGCGGGUGCUGCAGCAGCAGCAGGUUCUGCAACAGCAGGUGCCGCGGCAGCGGGUGCUGCAGCAGCAGGUGCCGCAGCAGCAGGUGCUGCAGUAG